AUGGGCACGAUUGUUUACCGGAAGAUGACCCUGGAAGAGGCGAAAUGGAAGUUUCCCGAGCUAAGAAAGGUGGUGCGGAUGGGGGGGGAGUGUAGCCCGGUGGAGGUGCCUGUGACCUACGGCGAGGUGCCUGGUGCUUCUGAUGCCGAUGUGCGGGAGCGGGAUGAGGGAGCUGAGCGGGCUACCGUGGAUAGGCCGACACCGGAGGAGUGGAACGUUGACGUUCAAUGGGAAGAUGUGGAAGAGCUAUGGAGUUAUGAUGUGCACCCGACGCAGGGUGCGCGACCGACAUCUUUGGCGAGCACCCUCAUCAUGCUUGUGCACGCUGGCGCAAACGGAAACUCCCAUUUCAUCGGUGGAUCCACUUCUUGGGCCAACACCGACACGGAGACUGGUUACCAUUGUGAGAGGGAUAAGGUGGAAUUGCCAUCGGAUCAAGUGGAUGAUGUGGCAGACGCAGUGAUAAAAGAUGCGGAGGAGUGGAGCGACGAUAGUGAUGAGUGGUGGCUAGCAGGCCACUAUGACGGGGAGGAAGUGGAGGUGUGGGUGGCAGGAGUGCAAGGGCUGACAGCAGCGGUGCAAGGGCUGACAGCAGGGGUGCAAGGGCUGACAGCAGGGGUGCAAGGGUGGAAAGCAGGGGUGCAAGGGUGGAAAGCAGGGGUGCAAGGGGGAGAAGCAGGGGUGCAAGGGUGGGAAGCUGGGGUGCAAGGGUGGGAAGCAGGGGUGCAAGGGCGGAAAGCAGGGGUGCAAGCGUGGGAAGCAGUGCAUAGGGGGUAUGAGGGGACUGUGGGGUAUGAGAGGAGUUGGGCGUACGAGGGGAGUGCGGGGUAUGAGAGGAAUGGGGAGUAUGAGAGGAGUGGGGGGAGUCCACUGUAUGGAAUGAGUGGGGGGUAUGAGAGGAGUGGGGAGUAUGAAAGGAGUGGGGGGUAUGAGAGGAGUGGGGAGUAUGAAAGGAAUGGGGGGUAUGAGAGGAGUGGGGAGUAUGAAAGGAGUGGGGGGUAUGAGAGGAGUGGGGAGUAUGAAAGGAGUGGGGGGUAUGAGAGGAGUGGGGAGUAUGAAAGGAAUGGGGGGUAUGAGAGGAGUGGGGAGUAUGAAAGGAGUGGGGGGUAUGAGAGGAGUGGGGAGUAUGAAAGGAGUGGGGGAGGAUGGGGGGGGAAGCAGGGAAGGGGAUGGGGGGAAGCAGGGAAGGGGAUGGGGGGAAGCGGGGAAGGGGAUGGGGGGAAGCAGGGAAGGGGAUGGGGGGAAGCAGGGAAGGUGAUGGGGGGAAACAGGGAAGGGGAUUGGGGGAAACAGGGAAGGGGAUGGGGGGAAAGUAGGGAAGGGGAUGGGGGGAAGCAGGGCAGGGGAUGGGGGGAAGCAGGGAAGGGGAUGGGGGGAAGCAGGGAGGGGGAUGGGGGGAAGCAGGGUAGGGGAUGGGGGAAAGCAGGGAAGGGGAUGGAGGGAAGCAGGGAAGGGGAUGGGGGAAAGAAGGGGAGGGGACGAGGGGAAGCAGGAAGGAGGGAGGGGGGAAGCAGGAAGGAGGGAGGGGGGAAGCAAGGAGGAGGAAGGGGGGAGUGGCAGGGGUGUAAACAAGCCUGGGGAAGUGAGGUCGACGAGGAGAGGGAGUGGGGGAAGUACCCGCUCUCACCCUCUGUCCUUCCCCCUCUGUGCCCCUCCCCCUCUUAUCCUCCCCCUCCGUCCUUCCCCUUCUGUCUCCCCCCCUCUGCCCUUCACCAUCUGUCACUCCACCUGUGUCCUUCCCCCUCUGUCUCUCCCCCUUUGCCCUUCCCCCUCUGUCUCUCCCCCCCUGUCCCCCCCCCUGUACCUCCCCCCUCUGUCUCUCCCCAUCUGUCCUCCCCCCUCUCCCCCUUGUACUUCCCCUUCUGUCCUUCCCCUUCUUUCCUCCCCUCUGUCCCUCCCCCUCUGUCCCUCCCCCUCUGUCCCUCCCCCUCGUUCCUUCCCCUCUGUCCCUCCCCCUCUGUCCCUGCCCCUCUGUCCCUCCCCCACUAUCCCUCCCCUCUCGUCCCUGCACUUUCGUCCCUACCCCUCCUUCACUCCCCCUCUUUCCCUUCCCCUCUGUCCCUCCCACUUUGUCUCUCGCCCUCUGACAAGUGGGGGGGAUGCUGGUGGUGUGCGGGGGGGAAAGGAGGCGGACAAGUGGGGGGAAUGCGCGUGGUGUGA
Molecule: messenger RNA, 2160 nt
Organism: Closterium sp. NIES-65
Lineage: Eukaryota; Viridiplantae; Streptophyta; Zygnematophyceae; Desmidiales; Closteriaceae
Source: the annotation of a GenBank genome assembly